CCCAAGUGGGAGCCCUCCUGAGUGAUCCCAGGUCUGGAUGGGGAACAAUAACCUCAGCCACAAUCAGCAGACCACAGCGUUUAGGCAUCCUGUGACUGGACAGUUUUCUCCAGAAAAUAUUGAAUUCAUUCUUCAGGAAGGGCCGAAUCCGCAUAUGUCAAAGCAAGAGUUUAUGAACCAGAGACCCUCCAGCAUGGUCAGUGAGACGUCCACAGUCGGAACUACAUCCACUUCGGAUAUGAAAUCAGGACCAAGGGUUAUCAAGACCAGCAAAAUCCACAGCUUUGGAAAAAGGGACCAGGCUAUCAGAAGGAACCCCAAUGUCCCUGUGGUGGUGAGAGGCUGGUUGCACAAACAGGACAGCUCUGGGAUGCGAUUAUGGAAGAGAAGAUGGUUUGUGCUUGCUGAUUACUGUUUGUUCUACUAUAAAGACAGUCGAGAAGAAGCCGUCCUAGGGAGCAUCCCACUGCCCAGCUAUGUGAUCUCUCCUGUUGGGCCCGAAGAUCGUAUAAACCGCAAGUAUUCUUUUAAGGCUGUCCACAAUGGCAUGCGGGCCCACAUCUACAACACCUCUGGCGUUGAUUUUCCGGCGGAGCACUCGGGGAUGAGAACUUACUAUUUCAGCGCUGACACUCAAGAAGAUAUGAAUGGCUGGAUCAGAGCCAUGAACCAGGCUGCCCAACUACAGUCUCGAGCAUCAUUGAAGCGGGAUGCCGAGAGGACAGAGCGGCAAGCUGUCCCACAAGCCAACCAUACAGACCCCUGUCGAGAGUGUGGCCGCGUGGGCCCUGGACAUACCAGGGACUGCUCCCGGCGAGCCCACAAUGACGCCUUUGGCUUUGACAGGCCCGAGCAAGACGAUGAGGAGCGCUACGGCCUCCAGAGGGACCCUCUGGAGGGGAAGCGGGACAGGGGGAGGUCCAAGUCCCCCUACCCAGCAGCCGAGGCAGACUCCUUCUUUGUGGACUUACCCGGUGGUCCCAGGGUUCAGUCCGCCCAGCCUCAGCUAAUGGAGAGGAACGGCGUGCUGCCUAGUUCCUUUGGUGGGGUCUCUGGGCUUGGGGAGCAGAAUGGUACUGGUGGGCAUAAGAGGGUAAUCCAUCCCCGAACCAAUCCUGAAAAGCAUGCCCAGAGGAGGAGUAACAUGGCGCAGGUGGAGAACUGGGUGAAGGUGCAGAAAGGAGACGGCAAAAGCCUUGUCUCAGACCAGAUACGAUUCCUCCAGCAGGGUCCUGGCCAGUCCCUGUCCUUCUCAGAGAACUUCCAGACCCUGCCCAAGAACACCCGCCAUUCCUCAGGCAGUUCCCCACCUCCACUCCGCAACUUACCCAGUGAUUACAAAUAUGCCCAGGACCGAGCCAGCCAUCUGAAGAUGUCCGAUGAGGAGCGCCGGGCGCACCGGGACGGCACCGUCUGGCAGCUCUAUGAAUGGCAACAGAGGCAGCAGUUCAAGCACGGGAACCCCACGGCCCCCAUCUACGCCGGGUCCCCGGAGUUUGCUGACCAGGGCCGGAGCAAGAGCAUGCUGGAGGUGCCUCGAUCUAUCUCUGUGCCACCAUCUCCAUCAGACAUCCCUCCCCUAGGCCCACCCCGGCUCUUUCCGACACGGAGGCCACACACGCCUGCUGAGCGAGUCACUGUGAAACCACUGGAGCAGAGGCGGAGUGUGGACAUUUCCCUGGGGGGGUCUCCCAGGAAGGUUCGGGGCCACACUCUUAAGAACUCCUCUCAUGUGGACAGGCGCUCCAUGCCAUCCAUGGGGUAUAUGACACACACUGUUAGUGCUCCCAGUUUACAUGGAAAGUCGGCUGACGACACCUACCUGCAGCUGAAGAAAGACCUGGAGUAUCUAGACCUAAAGAUGACCCGUGACACUCUCAAGGACAGAAGUCUGAAGCCUGUGAAAGUAGCUGAGAGUGAUAUUGAUGUAAAAUUAAGCAUCCUGUGUGAACAAGACAGGGUCCUGCAGGACUUAGAAGACAAAAUAAGAGCCCUCAAGGAGAACAAAGACCAGCUGGAGUCAGUCCUGGAGGUUUUGCACAGACAAAUGGAACAGUACAAAGACCAGCCCCAGCAUUCAGAAAAGAUUUCUUACCAACAAAGGCUGCUGCAAGAGGACCUCGUUCACAUACGAGCAGAGAUAUCCAAGCUUUCAACAGAAAUGGAAAAUGCCUGGAAUGAAUACCUGAAGCUGGAGAAUGAUGUCAAUCAGCUGAAACAAACUUUACAGAGGCAAAAUCGACGAUCCUUCUUUCUGCCUCAGGAGAGAUCUCAGAUACAAAAGGACCUUUGGAGGAUUGAAGAUGUCACUGCUGGCCUGAGUGCAAAUAAAGCGAACUUCAAAAUCUUAGUGGAGUCCUUCAAGAAUCCAGAAAGAAAAACAGUGCCUUUGUUUCUUCACACGCCUGUGCCUUCAGUCCUCAAAUCUCUCAGCACUUCAGAGAGCAAACGACUCCCCCAGACUAGCCCUCCAAGCAGCCCUCCAUGGACCAGCCCUGCAAAGACGCCCCUGGAGGUUCGCCUCUUUCCGCAGCUGCAGACAUAUGUGCCCUAUAGAACCCAUCCGCUCCAGCUGAGAAAAGUGACCUCUCCCAUCCAGUCCCCUACGAAGCUGACGCCAAAGGCUGAAGAUGAGGCACCACCCCGACCCCCCCUUCCUGAGCAAUACAGCCCUGAGGACCCACCUCCAGCCGUGCCUCCUCUUCCUCGGGAAGCCACCAUCAUCCGCCACACCUCCGUGAGGGGCCUCAAGCGUCAGUCUGAUGAGAGGAAGAGAGACCGGGAACUGGGGCAGUGUGUGAAUGGGGAUUCCAAGGUUGAGCUUCGUUCCUAUAUGAGUGAGCCAGAGCUGGCAUCCCUCAGUGGUGACAUGAAUCAGCCCUCCCUUGGAUUUGUGGGCCCUGACAGUGGCUACCAGACACUACCUGGGAGAGGUUUUUCCGGCUCCACAUCCAGGCUCCAGCAAUCAUCUACCAUCCCUUCCUACGUUACACUCAGGAGGGGAUUAAAUGCGGAAAGCUCAAAGAGACCCAAGAGUGCCUUGGAACGUCUGUAUUCUGGAGACCACCUGAGGGGCAAGAUGAGCGCUGAGGAGCAGCUGGAGAGGAUGAAGCGGCACCAGAAGGCCCUCGUCCGGGAGCGCAAGAAGACGCUGAGCCAGGGCGAGAAACAGAGUGUGUCCUCGUCCCACAUGUUCAGCCGUCCCAGCCCUGGAGACCUCGGCUCAUGGAAGCGAGAACAGGACUUUGAUUUGCAAUUACUUGAGAGAGCCAUGCAAGGAGGGGAGAAAGACGAGGAUGGCUGGCUGAAAGUACAGGCUACUCCCGUGACUGAGAUGGACCUAGAGCCUCAAGAAUAUGACAUAGACAUCAACAGAGAGCUGUCCAAGCCAGAUAAGGUGUCCAUCCCUGAACGCUAUGUGGACUUGGAGCCCGAGGAGCCGCUCAGCCUGGAAGAGUUAGAGGCAAGGUUCCGCAAAGCCGAGAAGAUCCGUAACCUCCUCACCUGCUCGAGCAUGCACAACCUCCAGCCUCCAACCAUUCAGGACAAAAACCGCUCAGCCGACCUCGACUCCCAGCUCCAGGAACAAGAACGCAUCUUCCAUAUCUCCCACACCCUGGCUUCUGAAGCCUCCCAGCGUAGCAAGCAGGUGGCAGCCCAAGCAGUAACUGACCAGUGACCAGUGACCCAUGUCCUGAAGAGAGGCCUGGAGCUGAGAGCCCAUGGAGCCAACACCCUUGGAGAAGAUCUCUUGCUUUCCCCAAAGGAAAUUCUGAGAGGCCAGGGAGAGGUUUUCUGAAGGGGGGAAGGACACCCCCCCCACCCUCCCAACCAUCCUGUGAAUGAAUCACUCACUGUAGGCUAGUUCCUAACACACACACACACACACACACACACACACACACGUUUCAGUUAUGACUUUUAUAUAUGUAUAAAAAGGCACUUCUAAUACAAGCUGUAAAAUACUGACACUGUAUUUUAGAAACAAUAUAUUUUUUAACAUUCUCAAGGGCUGAGUGGAUGGAAAGGUAUUUAUACAGAGGUGGCAGGGUUAGGGGGGCCACGUUCAGGUACGCAUAUGGAGGGUGGUGGGUUAAGUUAGGAGGAGGAGAGAGGUGAGGAACUGGAAUCGCAAAUCAUUGCUGACACUUGAAAAGCAUGUUAUGUUUGAGAUGAAUCUGGGGGAGAAUUUAGCCUGAGAAUGACUUCCUGGGUGCUGGAGCUAAAAGAUCGCAAGGAUUCUGCUGGGAGAAGAAAGUCAACGAUCCCUCCUACUCACUGGAAACACGGAUUUGCAUCCUGCCUUGAAUGUCAUUUAUGCUUAGCAGCCAGUAUUGUUAGCAGAAGCCCCAGACUAUCUGCCCUUUGGUCAGAGGUGCUGGCUGGAUUCUGACCAGCUGGGCACCUUUUGGCAAUGUAUACACUUACAGUGUAUGUAGCUUUAGAAGGAAUUGGGUCUUCUACCAGAAUUUUUUAAAAAUUCACUUUUAAGAAAUGAAUGAAUAAAAUUUGGAAAUACCAAACGGAGAGAGAAAGAGAAGCGAUUUAAGUCGUAUAGUAAGCAAUAACUGAACCCAGGGGAUGUUUGACCGACACAUCUUGAUUUUCUCUUCAAUUGUCUUCAAAUGCAAGAUGUGGCCUGCUGGAGCAUCAAGUGAGUCCAGAAGGGCCUUUGAUAUCCUGCCAGUGGCCCUGUGGUUCCAGGGGCCUUGACCUUCGCUCUGAGGUCUGCUUCACAAGCCUCUCCUUCUUGGGUGGUUGUCUCAGGCCAGUUGCUGAAGGCGGGCAGCUAGACUCCCGAGAACCAUGUUAGUGCAUUGUAGAAGGAAAACGUUUUCCUGCAGAAACUUGGUUUUCUACAGAAAUGAAAUUCGGUGACACGACAGGACUUUGGGUUAAGUGGCCAGCCCGCAAGGAGGAGGGGGCAGGUCACCGAGAUGUUUGCAGUGUUUUGCAAGACUAUUAACGUGUUCCAGGUAUGUUUUCCUGAAUUGAAAAAAAAAAAGUUUUUUUUAAAAAACCUGGUGAGUGGAACUACAAGUCGCUGAUUAAUAUAAAAAUUCCUAUUGUUUUUUGACUCUAUUCAGAAAAAAAAAAAUGAUUCUUGAAGCUAUUUAGAAGACACGUCUAUUUUUAACUCACUCCAGUUACUGCCAGUGUCAACUUCAUAACACUUGCCAAAAUGAAAUGGUUUUAUUUUUGCCUUUAUAAAAAAUUUUGUCGGAAAAAAAAGGAAAUGAAUA
Messenger RNA from Vombatus ursinus (common wombat), 5243 nucleotides. RefSeq names its product pleckstrin homology domain containing A7 (gene PLEKHA7). The record is from RefSeq and is a predicted model, not a curated record. Gene Ontology annotation, cellular component: zonula adherens; pore complex. Lineage: Eukaryota; Metazoa; Chordata; Mammalia; Diprotodontia; Vombatidae. Gene Ontology annotation, biological process: epithelial cell-cell adhesion; pore complex assembly; cell-cell adhesion mediated by cadherin. Bases 38 to 3679 code for a protein of 1213 amino acids. The transcript has 25 exons.